Molecule: messenger RNA, 2754 nt
Organism: Maudiozyma saulgeensis
Lineage: Eukaryota; Fungi; Ascomycota; Saccharomycetes; Saccharomycetales; Saccharomycetaceae
Source: the annotation of a GenBank genome assembly
AUGCAAGAAGAAUGGUUCAAUGGAUCUGUUAUUGAUAUACAAAAUAAUAUAAUUGAACGAUUAAAAGAUCUUAAUAGAUUAUUGUCUAAAAAAUCUGGUAUUAUUCAAUCUACAGAACUUUCCAAGAAUGAUAAAAUUGAAAGAUUAGAAAAUGAAAUUAAUCCACAAUUAGAAAAAUUGAAUAUCUCUGUUUCAAAAUUAGAUUCAAAAUUAGAUAAUAUUCAUAAUAAUAAGAAUGAUAAUGAUGAUGAUGAUGAUGAUGAUGAUGAUACUGAUACUGAUACUGAACUGCAAAAAGAUAAGGAACCUACUCCAUGGAUGUUUAAUGAGGAUGAUGAUCAAUAUGAUGAAUCACAGUUCUAUGAUAUUUCUCUUGAAGGAUUAAGUGACGAUGAAGGAUAUCAAGAUGAAAUGGAGAAUGUAGCAAGAAAUGAGCCUAAUAUUAUUGAAAGUGAUCCUGAUAAUGUAUUUUCUGAUAAUGAAUCAAUAUCAAUGUCUGAGAAUCGUGUAUUAUCUUCUACUCCAUCUUUAUCACCUACUAGAUCAUUGUCUAAUGAACAUAUUAUUAUUAGUAGUGAUGAUGAUGAGAAUACUCUGGAUAUAAUGGAAGUAGAUGAUCCAAUAGAUCAAGAAGAAAUUGUUGAUUUGGAACCAAUACUUUCGGAUGAGGAUUUAUUACCAUCUGUUCUUUCAUCUCAAAUACAAUCCUCGACAAAAAAAGUUAUUGGUAUUGAAGAAGAAGAAAAAGAAAUUCAUUAUAAAUGGACAGAUGAAUUAUACUUAAAAUUGAAUAAAAUCUUUAGGUUAUUAAAUUUUAGAAACAACCAAUUAAAAGCAAUUAAUUCUACUUUAUCUGGGAAAGAUGUAUUUGUAUUAAUGCCUACUGGAGGUGGGAAAUCAUUAUGUUAUCAAUUACCAGCAAUUAUUAAAAAUGGGAAGACACAUGGAACUUCAAUAGUAGUUUCACCUUUGGUAUCAUUAAUGCAAGAUCAAGUUGAUCAUUUACUUGCAUUAGGGAUUAAAGCAACAAAUUUAAAUUCAAGACUUAAUGCACAACAGAAAAGUUUUGUAUUUCAAUUAUUAGUUAAUGGUGAUUUAGAUUUAUUAUAUAUAUCACCUGAAAUGAUAAAUGCAUCAACAAAAUUUCAAACAGUUUUACAAAGUUUAUUUCGAACUCAUAAUUUAUCAAGAAUAAUUAUAGAUGAAGCUCAUUGUGUUUCAAGUUGGGGUCAUGACUUUAGACCUGAUUAUAAACAAUUAAAUUAUUUUAAAGAUAAUUUCCCAAAUAUACCAAUUAUGGCAUUAACUGCUACAGCAAAUAGUUUUGUUAUAAACGAUAUUAUUAAAAAUUUAAAAUUUAAUCAAACAAAUAUGACAUUAUUAAGACAAAGUUUUAAUAGAGAUAAUUUAUUUUAUCAAAUUUUACCCAAGAAUUCAAAUACUAAGAUUAUGGUAGAUACAAUAAAAAAUUUUAUAUUAGAAAAUUUUAAAAAUCAAACAGGUAUAAUUUAUUGUCAUUCUAAAAAAUCAUGUGAAGAAGUAUCAGAAAUGUUAACAAAUUUAAAAAUUAAAUCAGCAGCAUAUCAUGCAGGCAUGAGUGCAAAUGAAAGAAUCCGAGUACAAAAAUCAUGGCAAGAUAAUAUUAUUCAAGUGAUAUGUGCUACAGUAGCCUUUGGGAUGGGUAUCGAUAAACCUGAUGUUAGAUUUGUAAUGCAUUUCACAAUACCAAGAUCUCUUGAGAGUUAUUAUCAAGAAACUGGUAGAGCAGGUAGAGACGGGAGAUAUUCAUAUUGUAUUACUUUUUAUUCGUUUAAAGAUGUUAGGAAAUUACAAAAGAUGAUACAGAUAGAUAAAUCUCUUAAUAAAGAAAAUAAAACUGUUCAUCUCAAUAAAUUACAACAAGUUAUGACAUUUUGUGAAAAUCAAUUUGAAUGUAGAAGAAAUUUAAUUUUGAAUUAUUUUGAUGAGAAAUUUGAUUCCAAUUUUUGUUUCCAAAAUUGUGAUAAUUGUGCAAAGAAAGAUUUGGAUUUAACCAAUACAGAUGCUAGUCAAAUUAAAGAACAAGAUAUUACUGAAACAGCUUUACAAAUUAUUGAUUUGGUAGAUUCCUUAGGUUCGGAUAGAGUCACUGUUAUUAAUUGCCAAGAAAUAUUCAAAGGAUCAAAAUCUGCUAAAAUUGUACAAGCAGGAUAUGCACAAUUAAGAGGGCACGGUCUUGGGAAAGAAUGGUCCAAGCAAGAUCUGGAAAGGAUUUUUUUCUAUUUAAUUACUUUGAAAGUGCUACAAGAGUAUUCAGUUAUGAAUAAAUGUGGUUAUGGAUCAAGUUAUGUAAAGUUAGGCCCUGAGGCUACAAAACUUAGAAAUAAGAAACUAAACAUAACAAUGAAGUUCAACAUAGCUGAAAAAAGGAGUAAACCAUCUAAAACUGAUACCACUGUGGAAGAAAAACCUCACUUCAUUAAAAUACUGCGCAAUAGGAAAGCUAAUAGAAUCGAGGCUCCUGUACGACCUCAUCAAGCUAGACCGAGAAGAGUACAUAAUGCGACAUAUGUCACUACAUAUAAGGAUACUGAAGUUGUAGCUUAUGAGCAUGAUUUAGAAAUUGUUCGCCAAUUGAAGGAGCAGCAAUGUGCCACAGAAAAGUCGACUAGAUCAUCCGGAACUAAAAGUUCCACUAAAGGUCAUAGAAGAAAAACCAGACGUUAUAGAAGAGGAGGACGUUCCAGCCGGAAAACAUAUAGAGCUAGAAAUUAA